Molecule: messenger RNA, 231 nt
Organism: Plasmopara halstedii
Lineage: Eukaryota; Oomycota; Peronosporomycetes; Peronosporales; Peronosporaceae
Exons: 2
Coding region: 1-231 (76 amino acids)
Source: RefSeq, a predicted model, not a curated record
AUGAUACAGCAAAAUGUUAAAGGAGUUGGUCCAGCCAAAGUCACAAUAACUUGGAAAUUAAGAGAUACAAGUUUUCGACCUGAGACGGUCUUGGAUCUCAUCAUCCGUGCGUAUAUCCCUACAAGUCGAAAAAUUCUUCAAUGCAAGAAACACGACAGAAUUGCUCAACGUACAACACCGAUCUCGAUGGAAGAUAUUUUACGAAUUGCAAAACAAAAUUCAUCAGAAUAG